Molecule: messenger RNA, 3280 nt
Organism: Lagenorhynchus albirostris (white-beaked dolphin)
Lineage: Eukaryota; Metazoa; Chordata; Mammalia; Artiodactyla; Delphinidae
Gene: GFOD1
Product: Gfo/Idh/MocA-like oxidoreductase domain containing 1
Exons: 2
Coding region: 697-1869 (390 amino acids)
Molecular function (GO): nucleotide binding
Source: RefSeq, a predicted model, not a curated record
GAGCCCUAGCCUGCCCCCGGGCCGAGGCCGCCCGAGCCGCGCGGCGAGCGAACAUGGCAGCAGAAUGAGAAGGCUGGCCCCAGGUCGUGGCCGCCGCCGCCGCGCUGCAGCUCCAUAUCCACGCCCGGCGCCCUCCGAGCCUCCAGCUUAGCCGGCCUCCUGCUGGUCGCCAGUGCAUUUCAUUCGGAGCAGCGGGCGGGGAGGAAGGGGACCCCCGCAGCCCGGCCGGUCCGGUCUGUGGCAGUGUGUCGAGGCUCCUGCGUGCGACUCGCAGGCUGCGGAAACGACGCGGGGGAGAGCCGGUCCCGGCUGCGGCGGCACGGGCGCGGGGAUGAGCCGGCCAUGGAGCGACCUCGGCGGGGCGCACGCAGCCGGCCCGCGCUGUGGCGGGGACGCCGCCUGAGCCCGGGUUCCGCGGGGCUUCGGGGCCGCAGGCGCGCCGCGGGGGGUCCCUGCCGACGCCUCCGGGAAGGACUGGAGCCCCGCGUGGCGGACACUGCAGCAGUCACCGUACUGAGGCGCCCGAGCCUGCUCCGCCUGCGGCUCCGUGCGCUCUGGGCACCCGGGCGCCUGGCCCGGUGCACGGCGGCUGGCGCACCGCGGCGAGCCGGCUGCGGGACUGGCUAGAGGGCUGUGCGUGCGCGUGUUCGACCGGAGAUCCGAGCUGAAAGCAGAACCAGGCGGGCCUGAGCAGCCAUGCUUCCCGGGGUGGGCGUGUUCGGCACCAGCCUCACGGCCCGUGUCAUCAUCCCGCUGCUGAAAGACGAGGGCUUCGCGGUGAAGGCGCUCUGGGGCCGCACGCAGGAGGAAGCGGAGGAGCUGGCCAAGGAGAUGAGCGUCCCCUUCUACACCAGCCGCAUUGACGAGGUGCUGCUGCAUCAGGACGUGGACUUGGUGUGCAUCAACCUGCCGCCGCCCCUCACCAGGCAGAUCGCAGUCAAGACCUUGGGCAUCGGCAAGAACGUCAUCUGCGACCGCACGGCCACGCCGCUGGACGCCUUCCGCAUGAUGUCGGCCGCCCACUACUACCCCAAGCUCAUGAGCAUCAUGGGCAACGUGCUGCGCUUCCUGCCGGCCUUCGUGCGCAUGAAGCAGCUCAUCGAGGAGGGCUACGUGGGCGAGCUGCUGGUGUGCGAGGUGCAGGUGCACGGCGGCAGCCUGCUGGGCAAGAAGUACAACUGGAGCUGCGACGACCUGAUGGGCGGCGGCGGCCUGCACUCGGUGGGCACCUACAUCAUCGACCUGCUCACCUUCCUCACUGGCCAGAAGGCUGUCAAGGUCCACGGGCUGCUCAAGACCUUCGUGAAGCAGACCGACCACAUCAAGGGCAUCCGCCAGAUCACCAGCGACGACUUCUGCACCUUCCAGAUGGUGCUGGAGGGCGGCGUGUGCUGCACCGUCACCCUCAACUUCAACGUGCCCGGCGAGUUCAAGCAGGACGUGACCGUGGUGGGCUCAGCUGGGCGCCUGCUGGCGGUGGGCACCGACCUGUACGGACAGCGCAACAGCGCCUCGGCGCAGGAGCUGCUGGUGCAGGACGCCACGCCCGUCAGCAACUCCCUGCUGCCCGAGAAGGCCUUCAGCGACAUCCCCUCGCCCUACCUGCGCGGCACCAUCAAGAUGAUGCAGGCCGUGCGCCAGGCCUUCCAGGACCAGGACGACCGGCGCACAUGGGACGGGCGACCGCUCACCAUGGCCGCCACCUUCGACGACUGCCUGUACGCCCUGUGCGUGGUGGACACCAUCAAGCGGUCCAGCCAGACGGGCGAGUGGCAGAACAUCGCGGUGAUGACUGAGGAGCCCGAGCUGAGCCCCGCCUACCUGAUCAGCGAGGCCAUGCGCCGGAGCCGGAUGUCCCUGUACUGUUAGCCCGGAUUGGGGACCCAGCGCGACCUAGGGCUCCCGCCUGGGGCCCAGAGAGGGGGAAAGGCGGGGGGAGAGGUGGCCUCGAGUAGUGUAGGGGUGGGGAAGUGGAAAGGCAGGGUGAGAAAAUGGCAUCUGGGAGGCUGAGCCCCUGUCCCGGUGAGGGGCCCCAAACGAGACUGUUGGGACGGUGACCCGCGGUCCCUGAGGUCGUCCUUGCUGGCGUCGGCUGAGACGGAGGCGGUCGGCCGCUUCAGCUGCCCUUUACUGUGAGAAGCCGGGAGGGGUUGCCGGCCUCCGCCCCUCAUCCAUCGCCCCCCACACCUUGGCCUCCUUGGCAAGCCAAAUACUCCUGCGUGCUCUGAGCCCUGUUUCCAGGGGCGAGCUCGGCUGGCGGGAGACGGUACAUCUUCACGUGCCCACGCAAGCCUGCAGGUGUGUGUGCGGGGGUGGGGGUGGGGGGCGCCAGUGGCUAAAGAGAAAGUUCAGAUUCCAGGAAGCCACUUCAAGUGUCUGAAGGAAAAAGUACUUGGUAGCAAAGUGUACAGCUUUCUGGAUGGAUGUGUCUUCCUCCCAGGAAGCCCGAGGGAGGGAGUGUCUUCCUAACUGGCUCAGUGCCCUUUUCCUGGCCUGAGGUGUAGGGUAAGGGCCUGGGCCAGGAACAGCAAGCAGAGAAUCGGGUUCCCUUGAGCCAAAAGGAGAGAGCAGGGGCACAGCCUGCACUGAGACAGAUGAGGCAGAGAAGAAAAUAUCCCUUCGGAUUUGCCAGCAAUUAAAAGCCCAUUUCCGGUGGAGUGGAAUGGCCUGGAAGGAGGGAUUCGGUACUGGAGCGUUGAGGUUGUCCUUGCACGGGGCCGAGGAGACAGCAGGAAGGAGGUGUGCGUCUGACCACAGGCUCCUGUGCUAUCCUCCAGGACCGGGGGCAGCCUUGCGCCCCAGGGUCACAGUGGCAUUUCCCAGCAGGAGGGCAAGUCAGCCCUGGACCCAUCUCUCCUAGCGAGCUGGGGAAGGGCUCUUAGGAGACUCCCCAGCUUUGUAGAUUUUAAAAGGGGGGCCUUCAGGUCCACUCAGAUAUAAUCCUCUCCCCUUUAAAAGAAAAAAAAAAUAGUCGAGGCUCUUUUCCUUAGCUUGGACCUUCGCUUUCACGCAUCAAAAAAAGAAAAAUUUUGACUAGGUAUUAAACAAAAGGACAGCAAGCAACACACUUUUUGGCGUUUCUAAAUGGGGUUUGAGAACCCUCUGAGGUGUAUAGUUCCCAUAGGCUGAAGAAGGCUAAUGUAGGAAAAAACAUCUUCCUCUUGGUCUCCUGUCUCUCUUGUCUUGUCAUCCUCUGCUUACAGGGAGGGCUUUUACUGGAGAUGGCAAACUGCAGGCUUGGAGCAGGCAGUGCCAGAAGGGAACAACCAGACACACACAC